UCUCUUCCUCUACUUCUCCCUCCUCUCCCUCUCUCUAUUCCUCUCCAUCGCUGUUUUCUCCACAACCUCCUUAAUCAAACAGCCGCCGUCAUUAUCACCAUCAAACACAAACAUGUCCUAAAUACCCAACUUACACUUGAGACCAGUGUUAUUUGCUGUAAAAUGCACUGUUCGGUUAAUGUUACAGCUCUCCUCGUCCCUCCUCUUCACUCUCUUAAAAACUCUUCAGGUUUUUCCAACUGAGCGAUUCAGGCUGAGGCGGGCGCAACCGCACUAGAGGGGGAAGUCAAGUCGUGCUGGACUGGCGCGAUAUCCUCGCACGGUUCACAACUAAAAGAAGACCUGACCCGCGUUAAAUGAUGCUUUUACAUGAUGGAAUAUGUUGAUUUUAAAAGUUGACCAGGGAUUUCUAGUUGUGGGGUGUUUGCGAGGCAUGGCUUUCCUUUUAACUUGCUUAUUUCUGUCUUGUUACAGUGCGAGCAGUGUUUGGGGAAAUCAGCACGGUGAUACCAGUAUCUAUUUGGAUAACAUCACGCGCAUAUUGGAUAGAUUACUGGAUGGCUAUGACAACAGGCUGCGACCUGGAUUUGGAGGUCCAGUUACAGAGGUCAAAACUGACAUCUUUGUCACCAGCUUUGGACCUGUUUCAGAUGUUGAGAUGGAAUACACCAUGGACGUGUUCUUCCGUCAGACAUGGAUCGACGAGCGGCUGAAAUUCGAGGGCCCCAUUGAGAUCCUGCGGCUCAACAACCUGAUGGUCAGCAAGAUCUGGACGCCGGACACCUUUUUCCGGAAUGGCAAGAGGUCGAUCUCUCACAACAUGACCACCCCCAACAAGCUGUUCCGCAUCAUGCAGAACGGAACUAUCCUCUACACCAUGAGAUUAACUAUAAAUGCAGAGUGCCCCAUGCGUCUGAUGAACUUCCCGAUGGACGGCCACGCCUGCCCGCUCAAGUUUGGGAGUUAUGCUUACCCCAUCAGCGAGAUCGUGUACACUUGGAAGAAAGGUCCGCUGUCCUCGGUGGAGGUGCCACAGGAAUCAUCCAGUUUGCUGCAGUACGACCUCAUUGGUCAGACAGUUUCAAGUGAGAGGCUAAAGUCCAACACAGGUGAAUACGUCAUCAUGACCGUACACUUCCACCUGCAGAGGAAAAUGGGCUUCUUCCUGAUUCAGACUUACAUUCCCUGCAUAAUGACCGUCAUCCUGGCUCAGGUCUCUUUUUGGAUUAAUAAGGAAUCAGUUCCAGCUCGGACUGUCUUUGGUAUCACCACUGUCCUGACCAUGACAACGCUCAGUAUCAGCGCCCGCCACUCCCUACCAAAAGUUUCUUACGCCACAGCCAUGGAUUGGUUUAUCGCCGUUUGCUUCGCCUUCGUCUUCUCCGCCCUGAUUGAGUUUGCAGCCGUCAACUACUUCUCCACCCUGCAGGCCAACCGGGAGCUGAGGAAGGCGGCUGCCAUGAAGGCUGCGGCUCAGGAGGCCGCCGCUGCAGCUGCAGCUCCGCCCGCAGCCACGGGGAACGACGGAGAGGUUACCGCAGUGGAUCCCAGCAGUGUGCUGAAGAAGAGGAUGAACUCUGCCCCGCUGUUUGACCGCCCUGCCAAAACAUUCCCCAACCCACCUGUCAAUGCCCAAGCCUUCCUGCAGCAGGGUUCAGCCGUACCGGCCAACAACGUCCUGACUGGCACCAGCAUCAUCGACAAAUACUCACGCAUCCUCUUCCCCCUUUCGUUUGGCGCCUUCAACCUGGUCUAUUGGAUCGUCUAUCUCACUAAGGACACGAUGGAGAUGUCCAGGGACACCGUUUAAGCCAAGACUUUGUCUUCCUGGAAAUCACUACACACACACACACACACAUACACACGCACACACUGUCAUACACCUGCACGGGCACACACACACACACAUAUAUACACAAUAAAUAGAUGACAGACGCUUGCCAAGCACUCUUUUAUGCCGCCUCAGUGCAUUGUAUUUCUUUUUAAGUACUCCCCUGGAAAGUGAGUGUUUUGAGAGCCGAUGUACCAGCUCCUAUUGCCAACUUGACCCGGGAGCUCACAGCCUGUGGGCCCCCGGCUCUGGAACCAUUUCAAACAGGUACUACAUCUCUCUCUGUCUCUUUCACUUCUUUAUUUCUGUUCCCCAGUAUUUCAUAAACACUUACAUGUUAUGACACUUUUUCAGUGUCCGUCCUGUAUCUCCCCUGCCCGAAGAGACUGGGCAAGAUGCACACAGCUAAGCUAGCUAGGCUGCAGAACCAGAGGCAGAGAAACUACUUUGUUAUAUGUAUUUAUUUCUGUAUGCGUGCAACUUGCAUGCAGUUUCACACAUUGUAGUGGUUUGGCAUGUGUGUUUGAAAUUACACAUUCCCUAAUGUGAUAUUUUGAACAGAGGUUGAGUGCACCCGAUGUCCUGACUGGAUCCAGUGUGACUGACUGAACUCCCAGCUCUUCCUUCCACUCUUCAUUUUUUUUUCUCCCUCAAAACACCCGCUAUUUUUUGGUUCACUGGCUUAAUUUCCCCCUCGCUGAUGGAGUACAGAGGAUGUGAGGCAAAAUCUUCAAAGGGUUUUUCUGGUGUGUUCCACAGAUACACUGGCCUGCUCCAAUAUUCACUGUCACAUGCACAUGCGGAUGGAGAAACGUGCACAUGUCAGAAAAUACAGACACUGAAACAUGCACACGUGCCACUCACUUACACACACGACAUGCUUUACAUGAUUUUCACAAUGUCAGGAUUUUAUUUCCUCUUUUCCUAUAGACAGAAAUAAACUUUAAAUCAUCAGUGCAUGAUUGAAUGACUAUCAUAAAAUAAUACCUGGUACCAGUUCUGAAAAAAAUCACAGAAACACACAGUACAUGCCUACAAGAACAAGAGGGGACAACACUGCAACAUUUUUAAAACAAAUGUUAAAGCUAAAGGUCCAGUGUGGAGGAAUUAAGGGGAUAUACUGGCAGAGAUGGAAUACAAUGUAAUAUAAUAAGUAUGUUUUCUUAAGCAAAUAAUCACCUAAAAAUAAGAAACUGUAUGUGUUUUCGUUACCUUAGGAUGAGCCAUUAAAUGCAGCCCACACAGGGAGCCUACAUAGGGAGUGAUAGAGAGUCAUAUUGCACCACCAUGUUUCUACAGUAGCUCAGACUGGACAAAGCAAACACUGGGUCUUUGCAUUUUUGUGUUUAUGCAUCAGCCACUGUGCUACAGUAAGUGUCAGAAAAAGGCAGAUGUUUUUACGUGACACUGCUUUAUUCAGUGUUUUGAUCAGUUUUUAAUCACCUGCUCUGUUUGUUUUGGAGAGGAAGAGACCUCUGCGGAUAAUUGGUCCGUUAAUAAAAACAUCUGGGUCUCAAGUUAUCAGAGGAAAAAAAGCUGAGCACACAUUGGCAGGUGCUUGGCCAGUGGUCCAUGUCCAGCAUGCCAAACAGCAGUAGGAGAAACACUGAUUUGUAUUGUGAGGCUGCUUUAUUCAGUGUUUUUACCGGUUUAAAUUGAUGGGUCCAUUUGUUUUGGAGGGAUGCAGAUAAAUCAGCUCACGGUAAAAAGCCUCCUGAACAUCUGGAUCAGAAAUAAGGUGAGCACACAUUAGGUUGUCAAAGAAAAUAAGUUAGCAGGAGCUGGGCCAGCAGCCCGUCUGCAGACCCAAUCAGUGGGUCUGUUUGUUUUAAAGAGGAAGAGACCUCUGCAGAUAACUCGGAUCCUGGUAAAAACCUCCUUAACAAUGAAAACUGAGGAUAUUCUAACCAGGAGACGUUUCAGCUGGUUGCAAUCUGCAAUCCUCACAGCUAGAUGCCACUAAAUCCCCCUAAAUCUUACACACUGUUCCUUUAAGUUUGCCUGAUGUUACAUUAAGACAAAGGAUUCUUUUGAGCUGCAAAAUGUACGACAUUCAAGACACUUCAGGGCAACAGCGAAUGUAUAGAAACAAUGGGAAAAAAAGAAACAGAGGUAAACCACAACUGCACACACUUGCUAGUGUCUCAUACAGUAACCUGUAUCCUGGCAACAACUGAUUUUUCCUCAGAGAAGAUUCAGGCCUUUACACUCAUUUUGUAUCAUUUCCUUUUUCUGUUUUUUUAAUCUACUUAUUGUAGUGGUUUUAAUUGAAGUUAAAGGAUCCCUACACUGGUUGCCAAUUAUCUCUUGAGAUGACAGCUCUGGCUUCUGGUUGUCAUUAACAAAGCAGCUGAAAAAAAAAUAGACACCUAAACCUAUCAUCAUCAAUUAUAUGAAAUGCCAAAACGUAUUCAUUAAUAAUCCACUUGUGUGGAUUUGCAUACGAUUAUGCAGAGUUUCCAAUUAAGCAGAGAUUGUAACAUGUUAAAUCCAUGUGGUGUCUAAAUAUAAGCUGAUGUGUGUUUGCUUCCUCAUGGCAUCCAUCAUCCACAAGGAUGUUCUCAUUAAAGGUGUCUCUUAAUAACACAGGCACCUUUUAAAAGGAAAAACCUGCAGACGGUGCCAAAAGCUUAUAGUAGUCCUGAAAGCUGUACACCUCCUCUGGCUGUUUAGUGGAUGGGCUAUUUGAUUUUGAUUCUCACAAAAAAAAUAUGUACAAUUAAUGUAAAUUGCCCCUGUGUUCUUAAUCAGUCUUGAAAAACUGAUUUUUGGGUUCUUUAAUUCUGUGUUAUAAUUUUUUUAAAAGAUAUUCUGGUUUGGAGGGAAGCUUUUCAUUUGUUGUAAUUAUGUGUAUUUCUUCUGAGCACUUUGAUUUGUGAACAGACCAGCAUGGUAGAGCUCAGUUCGACAAUACUGAUAGAGUAAAAAUAUGCAUGAUUAAAACUUUGCAUCAUACACAUAGUUUUUUUUAUAGAGUAAAAAUAUGCAAUGCAAUAAAAAAUGCAAUACAGACUCUGGUAGACCCCCUAGGUUGGGAUCAGUUGCUUCAACAAAAAAAAAAAAAAAUAUUCUGGAGCUGCAAAAGCUUUCAUGAACUUGGAAACAACAACUCUAUCGCCAGACAAGAGGAUCAAUAUUGGACUAUUCUGCAACAGUGCCAAGGAUUUUAAAUUGUUGCUUUUUGUAAUAUUAGCGUACAGCAACUAUGACAUGGUUAGAGUUAGGCUACUAAAACUUACAAGAGGAUGCCAACUCUGGCAUAAAAACCUGAUGUGAUAGAUUUGGACUCGUGUACUUUACAUCUUUGGUUAGUUGACAUUGAAAUGACUGGUGUCAGUUAUGGUGUGCAGAGGAUUUGUUCAUUUUAAGGCCUGUUGUUGCAUGUUUUUUUCUUUCACAUGUGCACCAAAGGACUAAAGGAACAGUGGUGUCAGCCUGUAUGAACUGUCUUUGUACCCUCCCUCUUUCUCUACUUCAUCCAUCUCCCUCCUCUACUCUGUCUACGAGGCAGAGGCUGAUGAGACAGGGCAUUUCAGCCCUUCUUGCCCUGCGUGUCAGGCUCCAUUGUGGGAAAAACCUGACUGCCAGUGAACUCGGACUGCCACAGAACUGCUGGCUCAACCCCAAUGGAGCCUCGGAACACCAACGACCUCCCACCUCCAGCGGUGACUGAGCGUGUUUCGGCAGGAUAAAACUUCAGUGGAAUAGUCAGAGUGAGAGGGUGUGCAUGGAUGUGUGUGUGUGUGUGUGUGUGUGUGUGUGUGUGUGUGUGUGUGUGUGUGUGUGUGCUUUUUUUUUUUUAAUAUGAUUGAGCUCAUUUGCUUUUAUCAGUGACCCGAUUGAUCUGCCCUCUGACCCCAGCCUAGCUGCUCAGCUCCAUCGCACCACAGAGAGAACUGCACUUGCAUGACCUCCGACCCUUUAUGUGCUUGUUAGGGUUGUUGAAUGUAGAAGGUUGUGAACUCCAUAGAAUAUAGAAUUCUAUUGCUAUGGUGACUGCAGCCAUAAACUGCCCUUUAGUCAUUUUGUUUCCAUCCACAGGCAUGGGCUUUAUUGAUUCUUUCAUUUAGCCAGCGUUAAUCUCUUUCUCUCUCUCUUUCUUUUCUUUUCUCAUUUCUACAGUCAUUUGCCUAGAAAUUGUGGACACAAUUUAGAAGACAUUGAAUGCUCUACAUUGUUAUUUUAUGUGUAUAUUUUGUGAAUAUGAUUCAGUAUUUCUGUAGGUUGCUAUUUGUAUUCUGACCCUGCUUGAUGAUCAGCUGCACUGCAUUAACCAUUUGUACUGGUUUGAGCGACAGACCACCGACUUUUGUAUUUCUAGCGGUUUAGUUCAUCCACGUUUGCUCCUUGUACACAUUGCUCUCCACUCGUUUUUAUUAUUGUCAUCAGGAAGGCCUGUUUGUAUUGCAACAGAAAACAAUAUUUGCCUAUUCAGGUCUCUUGUCCCCUGUUAAUAAAUGAACCCUUACUCUCUUUUCCCACAGGAUUGUAUAUUACUAUGUUCAAUAAAGCCAGAUUAUGUAUAUAAAUAUAUAAAUAUAU
Molecule: messenger RNA, 6373 nt
Organism: Epinephelus fuscoguttatus (brown-marbled grouper)
Lineage: Eukaryota; Metazoa; Chordata; Actinopteri; Perciformes; Serranidae
Gene: gabra6b
Product: gamma-aminobutyric acid type A receptor subunit alpha6b
Exons: 10
Coding region: 380-1810 (476 amino acids)
Biological process (GO): regulation of postsynaptic membrane potential; gamma-aminobutyric acid signaling pathway; signal transduction
Cellular component (GO): dendrite membrane; synapse; postsynapse
Molecular function (GO): GABA-gated chloride ion channel activity; GABA-A receptor activity; inhibitory extracellular ligand-gated monoatomic ion channel activity
Source: RefSeq, a predicted model, not a curated record